Molecule: messenger RNA, 1160 nt
Organism: Aspergillus glaucus CBS 516.65
Lineage: Eukaryota; Fungi; Ascomycota; Eurotiomycetes; Eurotiales; Aspergillaceae
Exons: 5
Coding region: 207-707 (166 amino acids)
Biological process (GO): protein peptidyl-prolyl isomerization; protein folding
Molecular function (GO): peptidyl-prolyl cis-trans isomerase activity
Source: RefSeq, a predicted model, not a curated record
CCCGGCUCAUGGCUUGCCCGUCGAGCAGCACAGGCGAGCACGGCACUUGUGGAGUCCGGUCCAUCACGCCUUCAGCGCAGAGAACCAACCACAUAUCGCAGUCUUAAGGCCAAGGGCAGAGCCCCGCGCUGGCCCAAGCUCCCGAAGCGACCCUCACAGUAUUCCUCUAUUCUCUCUUCCAUUCUUUCCAUUAAACUCCCGCAAUCAUGUCUGGAAACACUAGAGCUUUCUUCGUGGUGCAGUACGCCGGUAAGGUUGGCCGCAUCAAUUUCAACCUCUUCGAGCGUGACGUUCCUAGGACCGCAAGGAACUUCCGUGAGCUCUGCAGCGGCGCCCACGGCUUCGGCUACAAGGGUUCCGGCUUCCACCGUGUCAUCCCCGACUUCAUGCUCCAGGGUGGUGACUUCACCAACCACAACGGCACCGGCGGCAAGUCCAUCUAUGGUGAGAAAUUCAACGACGAGAACUUCCUCUACAAGCACACCAAGCCCGGCCUCCUGUCCAUGGCCAACGCUGGUCGCAACACCAACGGCUCUCAGUUCUUCAUCACCACUGUCGAUACCCCCUGGUUGGACGGCAACCAUGUUGUCUUCGGUGAGGUUGCCGACAGGGACUCCUUUAUCGUUGUCAAGGAAAUUGAGAGCCUUGGUACCGACUCCGGCGAUGUCCGUGCGCCUGUCGUUAUCGUCGACGCUGGUGAGCAAUAGAUUCGGACAUGACCUCACGGGCUGAGGGAUAUUCAUGACCAUGGUCGGUUUUCUCGGUGCCAGCUACAUAUAUAUCCUCCAUAAACUCAUUAUAUGGAGUAUCGAUUAUGUAGCCAUUGUAGAAACCUCAAUUUCUUAGAAAGUCUACAGUAGAUGUAGGGAAUGUCUGGUCGACGGUGGAUUCAAAUCGAAGGGCAUAAUAUAUUUAAUGGCGCGAGUGCCCAGGGUAAGACGUACUCGCACUGAUGCGGGGGAAAGAAAAGAAAGAAAGACUCUUGGUACAUAACAAUCGUCCCCGUCAUCUUUACGCUCGCUUUCGGAAUUGGAGGUGUAGCGGCGGCAGAGCCGUGGUAAAUAUAUCCCGUGCCCGCCUCUCAAAAAUUUCUCCCGUUUCUCCCGGUGCAAAUGCUAUAUCGUACUGUUGGGCCAGGAUGGACAAGGAAAUACGAAGAC